Molecule: messenger RNA, 2571 nt
Organism: Candidula unifasciata
Lineage: Eukaryota; Metazoa; Mollusca; Gastropoda; Stylommatophora; Geomitridae
Source: the annotation of a GenBank genome assembly
AGACUUCUGUCUUUGUCUUUUUCAGAUCUGUUUUUGGACCACAUGAUCAGCCAGAAACUACUUCAAGUGGAACUGAAAGAUUCUGUCAGGGCUGCCAUUGUAGCACAGCACUGCUUCCAGCACCAGAAGUCACGCAUGAAAAUGUCCAAUCAGGAUGCAGAAGCAGGAGGAAAGGUCAUGUUUAGAUCUCUGUCAAUGAAGAGGACUUUGUCAGAAAUUGGGCGGACAUUUUCUAUGAAGUCAAAAGGAGACAUGCAAGGCUCUGCAGGGAAGAUAAAAGAGAAUCCAAGCAGUCAACUCAACUUGGAUGUCAUGAAUGGUGAUCUACAUGAGUCCCCAUCUGUGGCAAGGUUAAAUGAGCAGUUUAUGAGAAAGAUCCCUCCAGGAGCAGAGGCAGCAAACAUCCUUGUUGGAGAAAUGGAAUGUUUGAACUAUCAGAUAGUUGGUCUGAUUCGUCUGGUUGAAGGAAGGAACAUCGGGGACAUCACAGAAGUCCCAAUCCCAACCAGGUUUCUCUUCAUCUUGCUGGGGCCUCUGGGAAGCCAACAGAAAAAUGUGGAAAUAGGCAGAUCAAUGUCAACUCUGAUGGUGGAUGAGGUAUUUAGAGAAGUUGCUUACAAAGCUCGCAACAGACAAGACAUUCUUGCUGGUGUUGAUGAGUUUUUGGACCAGGUAACAGCAUUACCUCCUGGCGAAUGGGAUCCUAAGAUUCGAAUUGAGCCACCACAGAGUGUGCCUUCACAGGCUCCCAGGAGGCAGGCCAAACCAUCAGCAGGAAAGUUGAAGUGGGAAGAUGAGGAUGAUGAAGAAGAAUCUCACUGUGACCCAACACUUCAAAGAACUGGCAGAUUAUUUGGUGGUCUAGUAGCAGAUAUCAAGAGAAAAUUGCCAUGGUAUCUAAGUGACUUCAAGGAUGCAUUACACAUCCAGUGUGUGGCUUCCAUCAUCUACUUGUACCUGGCCACAUUAACACCAAACGUCACAUUUGGAGGUCUUCUGGGACAGGCAACUGAUCAGUACAUGGGAACGAUGGAGUGCAUCCUCACGGCAGCUGUUGUUGGGGUGUUGUUUGCUCUUUUCGCUGGCCAGCCUUUGAACAUUCUGGGCAGCACGGGUCCCAUGUUGGUGCUGGAGAUGAUUUUGUAUAACUUCUGCAAGGAUAAUGAACUGGAUUUUCUGCCAUUUAGAGCCUGGAUUGGACUGUGGACAGCUCUGCUGUUAAUUGUCAUAGUGGCCUUUGACCUCUCAGCUUUGGUCAGGUACAUCACUAGGUUCACAGAGGAAAGCUUUGCCAGUCUUAUUGCUGUCAUAUUUAUUGUGGAGGCUUUCAAGAAACUCGUUGAUAUACUGGAUGUGGCACCGAUAAACACACACAGGGAUGCUGUUCUCAACUACACGUGCGAUUGUUUCCCUCCCAACACCACAGCUGUCAACUUGAACGUUAGUGACAAUGCCACUGUCAGUGCUGUCAUGUCCAGUCUCCUUGAAUCUCAAAACCAGACCAUUGAUUUCUUCAACCUGUCAUCCAUGUGUGUUAACUGGACAGCCAUUCCCGUGAAUGUCUGUGAAUCAGCUGGUGGGUUCCCAGUUACAGUCGGCUGCAACACAAAACGCUACAUACCAGAUGCCUUCUUCCUCUCUGUUUUGCUGUUCAUUGGAACAUACAUGAUUGCCACAUUCUUGACAGAUGCAAAGAGCAGCUCAUUCUUUCCCACUUUUAUUCGACAGACUCUGAGUGAUUUCUCAGUAUUGAUUGCCAUCAUUGCCAUGGUUUUGACUGACUAUUUGAUCAGCAUUCCAACACCCAAACUUGAGGUUCCCACAAAGUUCAAGCCUACAAGAGAUGAUCGUGGCUGGUUUGUCAAUCCCAUCAGUGACAAGAAUCCAGUAUGGCUGAUCUUUGCUGCGGUCCUGCCUGCGAUGCUGGCUGUCAUUCUGAUAUUUAUGGAUCAACAGAUAACAGCGGUUAUUGUCAACAGAAAGGAGAAUAAACUUGUGAAAGGAAGUGGCUACCACUUGGACAUGUUUGUUGUCGCCAUCUGUAUUGCAAUCUGCUCUGUCAUGGGUCUGCCAUGGUAUGUUGCUGCUACAGUUUCAGCCAUUGCCCACAUCAUGAGUUUGAGGAAGGAGUCAGACUGCACAGCGCCAGGAGAAAGACCUACUUUUCUUGGAGUCAGAGAACAACGAGUAACUGCACUGAUGGUUGGCAUUCUGAGUGGUGCUUCCGUUUUGUUUACCACUGUACUUCAGUUUAUCCCACUGGCAGUCUUGUACGGUGUGUUUUUGUAUAUGGGUGUGGCAGCUCUGAAAGGCAUGCAGUUUAUUGACAGACUUUUGCUAAUGUUCAAGCCAGCCAAGUAUCAACCAGAUUAUACUUAUCUGCGACAUGUGCCUAUUAAGAGAGUGCAUCUUUUCACUGUUAUUCAAAGUUAUCUGCCUUGUUGGUCUUUGGGUUAUCAAAUCCAUCAAAGCUUUGUCUAUUGUGUUUCCAAUUAUGGUGCUGUUAACAUGUUUCGUUCGAAAAGCCUUAGACUACAUCUUUACCCAGAGGGAGCUGAAGUGGCUGGAUGA